CUGUUUCAGUACUGUAAUUUAUGCUGCUUAAGUGUUUGUCCGAGGCUAGCAGCUGAUGAGCGCAAGAGGGACGAAUUGGCGGAAUGUCAGGUUGUCGAGUUGGUACGAUCGGAGCUUUUGCUGCACUCCUCCUGCCUCCCCCCUGCUACGGUUCAGCGACUUAUCGCCAUACUGAACCGAGGUUCAAUCAGUCAGCUGGAUCCCACGGACGUUUUGGCUUCAGACUCGCAUGCGCAGCGAGUUGAGCUGGCUCGUACUUGCUUCGACGCCCUGCUCUCAACGUCAAACGAAGGAAAUGGACGACUUGGGAACGUGGCUAUUGCAAGUUUACUGCAGAGGUGUUCUCAGGUUAUGAACGAUUUUGUCCGAGAUUGGAAUGGAAUUGGUGAUUUACGGUUACCACGAGGUCGUAUUACUGAAAUCACUUCUGCUUUGCAAGCUGUCGAUUCCCUCAUUGGACGUCUAGCCAGGGAACCGUCUCAGUCCGAGUUGUACUCUCAACUGGUGUCGCUAUAUCCAAGCGUCGUCGAUGUGGUAGGCUGUACUCGAUCAGAUCCUCUACUGGAAUCGCAGCUCAUCGCUACGCUAAAAUCUUACCAAACCCUGCUCCUACUGCAGGCGGUUCCAAAACUUCUGAAUAAGGAAAGCUAG
Messenger RNA from Cooperia oncophora, 651 nucleotides. The record is from the annotation of a GenBank genome assembly. NCBI's taxonomy places the organism in Eukaryota, Metazoa, Nematoda, Chromadorea, Rhabditida, Trichostrongylidae.